AUGGAGAUGAGCUUUGUGGAGACGCUUAUGCCACAAAAUAAUCAGCCACCUGAUAACCAUCCUCAUAAUCGUCCUAGCCAACAAAAUUCAUCUCCCUCAAAUAAUUCUCCUCCAUUUGAAGAAGAUGAAACAGAAACAGUUACUGGUACCUCAAAUCCUAGCACAAAUGCUAAAACUGAGCAAGUAAGAAUCACAGCAAUUGAUGUUGCAAAUCUUCCUCAAGAUCCAGGAAAAAGGAGAAAGUUGAGUCAAUUUCAUCCGAAUGACAGGGAUUUAGUAAGAAGAGAAUAUAUUCAAAGACAACCUUGUCAAACCGAAACCUUUGACUCUCCUUUUAGACACUUUGGGAAAAGUAAACGUCGUUUUAACCUAAAGUGGUUUGAAGAUCACAAACCUUGGCUUGAAUAUAGUGUUGAAAAGGAUGCUGGAUAUUGUUUUAUUUGCUAUUUGUUUGGUGAAUCUGAUGCUUUUGUAAGUGAGGGGCUCAGAACAUGGAGCAAACCUGAUGCACAUAGGAAGCAUGUAGGUGGUCAGAACAACAUUCAUAAACAAGUUGUGGCUGCUUAUAAUGACUUCCAAAAUCAGAAAGGUUCUAUUCAAUCCAACUUCUUAAGGCAAACUGUGGAAUUCACAAGGCAAUACAGAACUCGUUUAGAAGCUUUUGUGAAGUGCUUGAGGUGGCUUGUACUUCAAGGACAUCCUGCUCGUGACCAUGAUGAAAGUGUGCAUUCAAAUAAUCGGGGUAAUUUUCUUGAAAUUUUAAAAUUUCAUGCAAUGGAUAGAGUUGAUGUUCAAAAUGUUGUGUUGGAAAAUGCCCCUCAAAAUUGUCAAAUGAUUGCUCCUUCAAUCCAAAAGCAAAUUAUCAAUGCAUAUGCUAGAGAGACAACAAAAGCAAUGAUUGAAGAAAUACGUAAUGAUUUCUUUGCUAUCUUAGAUGAUGAAUUUGCUGAUAUCGUGGAUAAAGAACAACUAGUUGUUGAUGAUAGUGGAGAAGUAAAAGAACAUUUUCUUAGCAUAAUGCAUGUUGCUGAUACUACUUAUGCUACUCGUAAAAAUGCAAUUGAAUCAAUGCUUAUGGAGAAUUCUUUAAGUCUUUCUAAUGUUUGUGGUCAAGGAUAUGACGGUGCAAGUAAUAUGCAAGGAAAAAUUAAUGGUUUGAAAUCUUUAAUCCUUCAAGAAUCUAAACAAGCAUAUUGUAGGAAAGAAUUUCUUCGGGAAAAACAAAAACAGCAAGUUGUUGAGGCUUUGUCAUUAGGUGAACUUGAAACAGGAACCGGUUUAAAUCAGGAACUUACCUUGAAAAGACCAGGUGACACUCGAUGGGGAUCUCACUUUAAAAUAGUUUUGAAUAUGCUUAAUUUAUAUCGUCCUAUCCUUGAGUCACUUGAUGGGAUUGCAGAUUCUACUCUUGGUAAGGGCAAUCAAAAUAAAGCACAAUCAAUAACAAACUUGUUGAUGACUUUUGAUUUUGUUUUUGUGGUACACUUGAUGGUAGCUAUUUAUGGGAUCACAAAUGAGUUGAAUUUGGCCUUGCAAAGUAGUGAUCAAGAUAUUGUGAAUGCCAUGAAUAUGGUUGGAGUAACUAUGAGGAGUUUACAAAGGUUAAGAGAUAAUGGAUGGGAUGCUCACUUGAACAAAGUCACUUCAUUGAUGGAGAAGCAUGGUAUUGUGACUCCAAACAUGGAGGGUUUAUAUGUCCAUCCAGGUAUAAGGAUGUUUCGUGGUAAUAUGCCAAGAGUGACCAAUCUCCAUCACUUUCGAGUUGAGGUUUUUCUUAGUGUCAUUGAUUUACAAUUACAAGAGAUUGAAGAUCGGUUCGAUGAGAAAAGUAUAGAGUUACUCAUUUUUAUGUCUUCUUUCGAUCCUUCUAAUCGAUUUGAGUCAUUUAACAUAGAAAAAUUGACUCGACUUGCCGAGCUUUAUCCUAAUGAAAUUUCAAGUAGUGAUUUGAUGCACUUUGAUCAUUUGCUUGGAAAUUUCAUUGAUGAUAUGCGAAAUGAUAAGAGGUUUUGGAAUCUAAAGAAUCUCAAUGAGCUUUCUAUGAAAUUAAAGUAG
Molecule: messenger RNA, 2055 nt
Organism: Chenopodium quinoa (quinoa)
Lineage: Eukaryota; Viridiplantae; Streptophyta; Magnoliopsida; Caryophyllales; Amaranthaceae
Product: zinc finger MYM-type protein 1-like
Exons: 3
Coding region: 1-2055 (684 amino acids)
Source: RefSeq, a predicted model, not a curated record